Messenger RNA from Crotalus tigris (Tiger rattlesnake), 1064 nucleotides. RefSeq names its product POP4 homolog, ribonuclease P/MRP subunit (gene POP4). Gene Ontology annotation, cellular component: ribonuclease P complex; ribonuclease MRP complex. Gene Ontology annotation, biological process: rRNA processing; tRNA 5'-leader removal. The record is from RefSeq and is a predicted model, not a curated record. Lineage: Eukaryota; Metazoa; Chordata; Lepidosauria; Squamata; Viperidae. The transcript has 7 exons. Gene Ontology annotation, molecular function: ribonuclease P RNA binding. The coding region runs from base 93 to 755 and encodes 220 amino acids.
UCAUUUACUUCGUGAAAGAAGACAGGCGAAGGAGGCUCUCCAGCCUCGGCUGAUUGCGGCUUUUCGCGUUUUAGGAUAAAAUUUUGCCGGAGAUGGAGAAGCUAUUAUAUAAACAGAUGCCCGAGUCGACAGCAAAACUUGUGAACCUUCAGCCACUAGGAUCCAAGAAGGCUGAGGCCUUUGUUAAAGCCUUUCUGAAACGCAGCAUGCCUCAGAAGAGGCAGGAGGACAUUGAGAAACGCUUAAACCGGAAAGUACUUGUCCUUAAGCAUCCCUGCCAGCGGAAGACCAAGCACAGGGUCAACCGUCAGAGAGGAUUAUCGGCCAAACAGAGGCGGGAAAUGCAUCUCUUUGAGAUUCCUCCAGAACAGCAGAGAUACGAGAUAUUUAUACCAUUGCAUGAGCUUUGGAAACAGUACAUUAGAGAACUCUGCAACGGAUUGAAACCCGAUGCACAGCCACAGAUGAUUCAAACCAAAUUACUUAAAGCAGAUUUCCAUGGAGCGCUUGUGACAGUGACUAAAUCCAAAUGUCCUUCCUACGUUGGCAUCACGGGCAUCAUCCUCCAGGAGACGAAAUACGUUUUCAAAAUUGUCACGAAAGAAGACAAGCUGAAAGUUAUCCCAAAGUGGAACAAUAUCUUCAGUAUAGAAAUGGACGGCUUUGUGUCUUACAUCUACGGGAGCAGGAUCCAGUUUCGGGCAAGUGAGCGUUCUGCAAAAAAGUUCAAGGGACAAGGAACGAUGGAUUUGUGAUGAUGAUUAUUAUUUUUCUGCAAAAUUGGAAAGUUUUGUUUCUGAGAAUCCACAAUAGUCUUUUCUUCAAAGAAGAAGCAACAGCAGAGCACCAGCAAGGAUUAUUACCCCUGUAUUUUCAGGGAUAUCUAUGAAACCCAAGGUGGGUUCUUCCUUGUAUUGAUUUUGACAGGCAAAGACUGGCAAUUGUCAGAUUGUAUCAGUACUAAUUCUAGAUUUAUGCCUUGUUGGAUUUUGUGUUACAUUAUUUAAAAUGUUCUUGUUUGUAAUGUGGAAUGAAAAUUUUUGAAAACUAAAAAAAAAAAAAAU